This is a messenger RNA of Anneissia japonica, 1978 nucleotides long. Its product is annotated as ubiquitin-conjugating enzyme E2 U-like. The record is from RefSeq and is a predicted model, not a curated record. The coding region runs from base 230 to 1210 and encodes 326 amino acids. The transcript is spliced from 10 exons. NCBI's taxonomy places the organism in Eukaryota, Metazoa, Echinodermata, Crinoidea, Comatulida, Comatulidae.
GUACACGCUUGGUUUGAUGACUUGCUUUCGUCACAGCUCCGCUGUACUGGGUACUCUGUUUACUACCCAUUUAGUAAGCUCUCUUUUACUGCCGAAGAAUAUCAUCGUAAUAUUCUUUGAACUCCUCUUUCAAGAAAAGGAGCCAGGGCCUAGCUUGACAUUGGCCUGGUUAGCCUUAGUUAAAAUUUAGCUGGAUGGCUAUGGGGUGGUAGUCUGCAGUAACUGCAACAUGUUUUGCCGAGCACAUAUGCUCCUACAAAAGGAGUAUUUUAUGAUGCAGAAGAACCCAAUUUGGGGAAUUGAGGCACAUCCUUGUGGAGAAGACAACUUUCUGGAAUGGACAGCAAAAAUUUCUGGGCUUAAAGACACAGUAUGGGAAAGUGGAAUCUUUGUUGUAAGUUUGCAGUUUUGUGGAAACUAUAAUCAAGUGCCACCAUCUGUUUUUUUCCAUACUAUACCUUUCCAUCCAAAUAUUGAUAUGAAAACUGGUAAGCCCUGCAUUGAUGUACUUCAAUCUGAUCAGUGGUUUACGUCACAUGGAAUACAUCACAUACUUGCGACGCUGCAGGUAAUGUUGUCCAACCCCAUCUUGGAAAAUGCUGUAAAUGACGAAGCUGCUAAUGUUUGCAAGCAAUCACCGGAGCUGUAUCGACAGGUUGUGCAGGACUGCGUGAAUGCUAGUAGGAGAAUUGAUGCUGGCCUUGAUCCCCACAAGAAACAACCAACCAAUGGAGAACAAGAUACUGACCAGCAGCAUGAUGGCCAUGAUUGCCACAAUACACGAACAGACACCGUGUAUCAGCCAGCCCGCCUCUCAUUUGACGACUACCACACAACAUGGAGCGGAAUAGCUACAUCAAAAGCAUCUCCAAAUAUGAAAAACCCACUUCUUGAAGCUAUUCGAGAAAACCAAAAGUUACAGACUGCUCAUUUUGGCUUGCCCAUUGAGGAGUUACAUGAGCACAUGAAAAAACAACUUGAAGAGCACAAUUCUUUAAUGUAUGGAAAAUUUGGGACACUGUCAACCAAAGCAGACAGCAGUAGACAACAACACCUUGAAACAAUUUCAAAAAUGAAGAAGAUAUAUCUGCCUAAGAAAAAAGUUCCUCCUCCAUCAGUGGCAGCAAGUGAAGUAGGAGAACCAUGGGAUAAAGAUGCAGAUGACCUCCUUGAGUGGACCAAUAGUCUGGAUGAAGACAGUUUACAGUAAAUGGACCAAUCACUUGGAUGAAGACCGCUAGUUUGCAUUAAAUGGGCCAAUCACUUGGAGGAAGACUGCUACUUUGCAUGAAAUCAACCAAUCACUUGGAAGAGGACUGUUAGUUUGUAUUAAAUGCCAUGGACCAAUCACCUGGAAGAAGACUGCUAGUUUACAUUAAAUGGAUCAAUCACUUGGAAGAAGACUUACGUUGGAUACGCCAAAGAAUCCCUCAUUUGGGUCUUGAUAUUGAGGAUUGAAUGGACCAAUCAAUUGGAUGAAAAGUUUGUUCUGUAUUAAAUGGACCAAUCAUUUACAGGAAUAUGGUAUACAUUGAAUAAAUAGACCAAUCACAUAGAUGGAUCAAUGACAUAGAUGAAGACAUUUUUGCAUUGAAUGGACAAAUCAUCUGGAUAAAAAUGGUUUAUAUUGAGUAGAACAAAAUACUGGAUAAAAUCUAUUUUUGGUUGUGCCAAUAUACAGUAUUAUGAAGACAGUUUGUGUUGACCAAGCCAAUAUGCUGAGAACACAGUUUGCAUUGGCCAAAUCAAUAUGUUCAAAAAAUAGUUUGCAUUAAAUGUACAAACUAGUGUAGAUAAAGACAUUAAUUUUAUCAUUGUAAUUAUAUUUAUUCAAUUACCUAAACCAAUGGUAAUCCCUGAGAUGUUUAUUUGUAGUGGUAAACUAUAUAGUAUAGAACAUUAGCUAGAUAUACAGUAGUCACAAUGAAAACAAAUGUGUAAUUAUUCAUUGUGGAAAUAAAGAAAAACUAAAAAACUA